UCUGAUUAGAUAAAGAGAGGGCUUAGUACUCUCGAAACCAGCACGUUUUUACUUCAGAUCCACCUGUUUCUGAUCGUGAAGAGUGAGCAUCGAAAAACUAAACAUGGUGUCUUUGGAAACUGUCGCGGGUAUAGUGAUAAAAAUUCUCAAGUUGAUUAUUAAUCUAAUAAUCCUGAUGCUGUAUCGAACGGGAUACAAAGGAGAAUUCCUGGGUGUCGGAGGGACAUGGAACUUAAACGAAGACAAAAAUCCAGACGCAGAAAUCGUUGCAUCCGGAGUUUUGGUCGGAUUUUUCAUAUACACCAGCGUUGUCUUAAUCACUUACUGCUUUGGGAGCACGUAUCACAAGAAGACACUUGUCGAAAUUAUAAUGAAUUUCGUUGGAACCUUUAUGUUCAUCGCUGUGGGGGGUACAGCGCUUCACUAUUGGCAUGGUUAUCAAUCGGAAAAUAAAUACGAUUCGAUUAUUCAAGAACGACAGAUCGGCUUAGCUGUUGGAGCAUUGUGCGUUAUCGAGGGUGCAGCGUAUCUCGUCGACUUAAUACUGAGUUUUCUCCAUUUUGCGAAAAAUACCGAUAAUUUUUUAGAAUAAAGUCAAAAAAUUUCAUAUAAAAA
Apis laboriosa (Himalayan honeybee) is the source of this 615-nucleotide messenger RNA. RefSeq names its product protein snakeskin (gene Ssk). NCBI's taxonomy places the organism in Eukaryota, Metazoa, Arthropoda, Insecta, Hymenoptera, Apidae. The record is from RefSeq and is a predicted model, not a curated record. The transcript is spliced from 4 exons. Gene Ontology annotation, biological process: septate junction assembly. The coding region runs from base 104 to 592 and encodes 162 amino acids.